Messenger RNA from Nematolebias whitei (Rio pearlfish), 916 nucleotides. RefSeq names its product SAP domain containing ribonucleoprotein. NCBI's taxonomy places the organism in Eukaryota, Metazoa, Chordata, Actinopteri, Cyprinodontiformes, Rivulidae. Gene Ontology annotation, cellular component: nucleus. The record is from RefSeq and is a predicted model, not a curated record. Gene Ontology annotation, biological process: poly(A)+ mRNA export from nucleus.
AGACUACAGAAGAGAGCUGAACGUUUCAACGUGCCGGCGUCAGCUGACAGCAAGAAAGCCAUGCGUGUGGCGAGGUUUGGUUUACCCACUGAUGCUUCCAGUCCCUCUCCAGGUGUUGUUGCAAACAGUAAAGCUGCUGUCAAUAUUGAUCAGCUAAAGAAGAGAGCAGAAAGAUUUGGCGUCAACGUUUCAACUAUUUCACAAAAGGUGGAGGAUGAUGAAAAGCUGAAAAAGAGAAAGGAGAGGUUUGGGAUCCUCACAGGGUCGUCAGCAGGAGCAGCUGACACUGAGGCAAAGAAAAUGAAGCGAGCUGAACGAUUUGGAAAAGUGUAAAUGGUGAUGAAGUUUGUUGUUGUGAAGAGUUUUCAAGGCUGUGGGAGGUUUUCAUCUUUCUGUGGGAACACAAUGUUAGUCCCGUGGUUCUUGGGGAUCAAAAGUACAUUUAAAUCUGAAGUUAAGUGUUUGGCUGUGGGAAAAGUUCAAGAAUUAUACAAAAAUAAUCCCUUAAAUACUGAGUUAAUCAUGAGAUCUACCACCAGUUUCUGUGUUUUAAAACAGUUUUCGGUGAGGUCCUCAAACAGGUUGUUUACUUGUUGUUUUCUCUUCGGGACUUUUAUGGUACAACUUUUAAUUUUAAGGACGUUUCUUCUAAGAAAUCUGCUUUCUUUCAUUUCCAAAACCAAUGUUUUAUAAUGACUUUGUCCUGCUUCCUUGUAAAACAAUAAAUCUGUAUAUUAGAAGUGAUUGAUUUAUUAAGCAAUAAUCAAUAUUAAGAGGUUGAGUAACAAAAUAAAUGUCAGGUUUUUUAAUUAGCUCUAAUCCAGACAGCAGUCCUGUGUUUAAUUGUACUUUUGAGUAAUUCUGCAGCCUUUUAAUUACUAGUUUUAUUUUGAGGUUAUUUCCUAUAACACUGCGU